GUCUCACUAGGACAGAACAGCACCAACUGCCGCUGAGGUCCUGUCUGUGCCUUCUCUUUUCCUACUCCAACCUCCCCUCUUGAUUUUUUUUCCCCUACAAUCGGUUUCCACUUCUCUCCUCACCUCGCAUCCUCUACUCAGGCUCAGAUCCGAUAGCCCCCCCGCCUCCAACCCCGCUGCGCCCAAUCGGAAUGUAGCUCUCCCCCAGCACAGUAGACUAGUUUAAGAGCAGAAGAAUAUAGUUAAUGGUUCCUGGAUGAGAAGUGGAAAUGCUACUGGCUGUGGAAGGAGGAGGUUUCUUCUCAUCGUCAGCUUCAGGAUACAGUCAUGGCCUUGCUCUUUUGCUGCUUGGACGGAAAGAAGAAGAGAAGCCUGUCAAGGCAUGGAGUCAGUACCGACUAGUCGAUGGGGAAGCUGAGCAUGUGUAUCAUCUGGCUAACACGAAAAACCAAGCUCCCCGUAAGUGUGCUCCCUUCAUCUGCUUCGGUAGCACUGCUUUGGAGCUCGAAGGGGCGUCUCCUCCGAAAUUGAGUUCAAGCAACACUUUGGACUCUUUGGAAGAGCCAUCCCGUUCAACAAAGAAGAAGGUUACCACUAAUGGUUCCAUAACUGGAGAUGAGAGAAAAGGUUGUCUUAAGAGCAACUCAAAAAGGGAUUCGUCAGAGCAUUGUAUAGUGGUGAGUGAAGGUGAAGAACCACGUGAGUCACUGGAAGAGGUGCAAACCUUGAAAUCUGGUAUGGAACGGAGAAAAGUUCAAUGGACUGAUACAUGUGGAAAGGAGCUUUUUGAGAUAAGGGAAUUCGAAGCCAGCGAUGGAAGUUUGUCAGAUGAUGAACUAGAAAAUGAGGGUUUCAGGAAAUGUGAGUGUGUGAUUCAGUAGAUUUUUCGUCUGCCAUUUGAAACAAUGGAUAGCUGCAGCUUUUCUGCUAGGAUAUGCUUACGCUGGCAACUUCUCAACAAUCUGGGUGAUACCUGUGGCUUGAAGUUAAACAAGCAAAGGAUGAUCCUAUAUGUCUGCUUUCCUGUUAGCUAGCUUGCACGGUAGGGUUGCAGUUUUGAUGCCCGCUGUAUCAUAUCAAGAUUUGACCCAUUUAUUUAUUUUCGCCUUAUUUUCCUUCCUUUGUGUUCACAUGCUCCAGGUUGUAACAUAUAAGGCUGCUAGUAAGGGGAUUCCAUGUCUCCUCUUCUGUUCAAUAUUGUGGCAGAUAUGCUGGCCGUCAUUAUUGGCAGGGCCAAGCAACAUGGCCAUGUAGAGGGUCUAGUUCCUCAUCUUGUCGAUGGAGGAGUUUCCAUUCUACAAUAUGCUGAUGGCACUAUUCUAUUCAUGGAACAUGACAUGGCUAAGGCACAUAAUAUGAAACUUAUCUUGUGUCUCUUCGAA
Molecule: messenger RNA, 1382 nt
Organism: Triticum dicoccoides
Lineage: Eukaryota; Viridiplantae; Streptophyta; Magnoliopsida; Poales; Poaceae
Exons: 3
Coding region: 270-881 (203 amino acids)
Source: RefSeq, a predicted model, not a curated record